AUGACCCACUCUCCUUCUUGGAAACAACCGACACUCACAGUCUCUUCUGAAAAGUAUGCAAAGCUUGUCUACGAAUCAACACAACAACUCCAUCAAUCACUUCAACCUGUCUUGUCGGCAUUGAACAGACGCGCCAUUGGAUUCGCAAAGUGUGUCAACUAUGAAUCGGCUUUUCGAGAUGCCCACCUCAUACAGCAACCCUCACCUUAUGCUGCACUUGGAUACUUGUGUGAAGCCACUAUUUACAGCGAACAAGGGAAACAGCUUCAAGUGAUUGAUGUAUGCAACAAAGGACUCAGCAUGGUUGAUACCAGCGAUACGCACUAUGCCACACUACUUCAAGUCAAGAUCGAUGCAAAGCAACGGCAGGGCACAUGCAUUGACUUUAUCAGCCAAUUACCAAACGACAUUGUCAUUUCAACGCUCAUUCCAAUGAUCAUGGAUGAUAAUUGUGUGGCGACAUCUACGCCAUGUUCCUAUCUGCAAGUGGCUGAUGUAUGGAGCGAUCGUAUCAUUGAAUGCUUCAACGGAUUACGUUUCACGGUGGAUGAAGAUGAUGAGGACAUGUCGCAAGUCAUUCAAUUUGCUCAGCACACACAAUCAUUGCACGUUUCAGAGUAUUGGGAGGGAACCUGGCUAGGUGAUUUGAUCGGUGGCAAUGCGUUUUCAUCGAUACAAAAGAUAGUGAUGGACAGCUUCAGGAGCGACAACAUUGAUCACUUUGUAUCUUCGUUGCAACACGUCAGCAACACGUUGACCCAUUUUGAAGCGGAUAUGGAAGAUGGACCUGAGCUACGCGCAACCGAUAUUAUGAUGGCAUGCCCGAAUCUGAUUUCGCUCAGCAUAUCUGAAACAUUGAAUGGCGAUUUCACCUCUCUAGAAAUGGCACCAUGGCCCACUUUGACGACAUUAUCUCUUACCUAUGCACGCGAUCCCAUCACCUGUGAUCAGAUCAUCGACAUUUGGAAGCGAUUUCCGGCACUCAAGAAGCUUGAACUUUCAUCAUGCAUCGACAUACAAUCCACGCUUAUUGUCUCAGACCAUUGCCCAUCAAUGAACUGCAUUGAGCUCUGGAUGGAUGAUUCAACUCUUACGCUUACCUUUUUGGAUGAAGGAAACCAUGGCCAUGGGAUCACAAAGAUCAUCAUCGGGGCAACCGAAAUGGAAUGCGACACCUGCAAGGAUACCACCUCUAUCAUAAAGCAACACCACGACACACUUGAGCAUCUUGAAUGGGAUAUGGAUACAAGUUGGGAUACCGACACCAUUGACAACCUCGAAUUCCCUCAUCUCAAGGUUCUUCGUAUUGAUUUUCCUGGUUGGGAGAUACCACGCAAUGCACCCAUGCUUGAAGAGUUGAAGUUGACAUCAAGAAUCAUCCGUACACACCCUGCCGUGCUUGACAUCAUACCACCACGCUUGACAACGCUCGAUUUACUACUCGAUGAUGAUGUUGAAGAUGAACCCCCUCUAGACGAAACAGCCAUCGUACACUAUCUUGAUCGCAUUGCUCGCCAACACCAGCUAACCGAACUUGCGAUCCUUUUCGACAACGAGCAGCAAAACAUCGACGACAUGCUUGAUGCUAUUUACCAUCAUCAGCACCUUGAACGCCUAAAGAUCGGUUUUACGGAGGAUUUGGGUUCCUAUGAAAUGGAGCUAUUUUUGGAUGGGCUUGUCGAAGCAUGCCCUCGUUUAUCUUCUCUCGAGCUCAAAUGCGCACGUGCACCAUCGAUCACUGCCAUCAAUACCCUGAAGCAGCUUGAACAUUUAACGCAGUUUGGAUUCCCCAUCCAUGGCACGGAUGACGUUGACCGCUUUUGGAAUACCAUUCGAACAUUCACCCAGCUCAAAUACAUUACAAUCUACCCUGCUUGUGAAGUCAAGGACCAACAUGUUAAAUACCUCAAGCAUCAUAGACCAGACAUCAAGAUAAACAUUGAGAUGUUUACCAUUUACUUUUGA
Messenger RNA from Lichtheimia ornata, 1965 nucleotides. RefSeq lists its product as uncharacterized. NCBI's taxonomy places the organism in Eukaryota, Fungi, Mucoromycota, Mucoromycetes, Mucorales, Lichtheimiaceae. The transcript is spliced from 2 exons. The coding region runs from base 1 to 1965 and encodes 654 amino acids. The record is from RefSeq and is a predicted model, not a curated record.